AUGGCCAAGGCAGAAUCUUCAAAAGCAGCAGCCGGCAAUGGCGUACGGCCGAAUCCCAACGCAGCUGGAGGCGCCAAUUACGAAUUACCGUGGGUAGAGAAAUACCGCCCUGUCUACCUCGACGAUGUCGUCGGCAACACCGAAACCAUUGAGCGCCUCAAGAUCAUCGCCAAAGACGGCAACAUGCCUCACAUGAUCAUCUCAGGCAUGCCUGGUAUUGGAAAGACAACCUCGAUCCUCUGUCUUGCGCGCCAACUCCUCGGCGAUGCCUACAAAGAGGCAGUCCUCGAACUCAACGCCUCCGACGAGCGAGGUAUCGAUGUGGUCAGAAAUAGGAUAAAAGGGUUUGCCCAAAAAAAGGUCACGCUUCCGCCCGGAAGACAAAAGCUGGUCAUCCUCGAUGAGGCGGACAGUAUGACGAGUGGUGCACAACAAGCUCUAAGGAGGACGAUGGAGAUCUACAGCUCAACAACGAGAUUUGCAUUUGCGUGCAACCAGUCAAACAAGAUUAUCGAGCCGCUACAAUCGAGAUGCGCCAUCUUGCGUUACGCUCGUCUGACGGACGCGCAAGUUGUCAGAAGGGUGAUGCAGAUAUGUGAGGCAGAAGACGUUCAAUAUUCUGACGAUGGUAUUGCAGCACUGGUAUUCUCUGCAGAAGGCGAUAUGCGACAAGCCAUCAACAACCUGCAAUCGACACACGCAGGCUUCGGGUUCGUGAAUGGCGACAAUGUAUUCAGAGUAGUGGAUAGCCCGCAUCCGAUCAAAGUACAGGCUAUGAUCAAAAGCUGUCACGAGCAGAGAAUCGAUGAUGCGCUGACUGCCCUGAAAGAGUUGUGGGAUCUGGGAUAUUCAUGUCACGAUAUCAUCAGCACCAUGUUCAAGGUUACAAAGACGAUCGAUACGUUGAGCGAGCAUGCUAAACUAGAGUUUAUCAAGGAAAUCGGCUUUACACACAUGCGCAUCCUCGAAGGAGUCCAAACACUGCUCCAGCUUUCAGGCUGCAUAGCACGUCUCUGCAAAAUCAACAUGCAACCCCAGCUCUUUGCCAUGUAA
Plenodomus lingam JN3 is the source of this 1053-nucleotide messenger RNA. It is a transcript of the gene RFC4, whose product is annotated as replication factor C subunit 4. NCBI's taxonomy places the organism in Eukaryota, Fungi, Ascomycota, Dothideomycetes, Pleosporales, Leptosphaeriaceae. The record is from RefSeq and is a predicted model, not a curated record. Gene Ontology annotation, cellular component: Ctf18 RFC-like complex; Rad17 RFC-like complex; nucleus. Gene Ontology annotation, biological process: DNA-templated DNA replication; DNA repair. Gene Ontology annotation, molecular function: DNA binding; ATP hydrolysis activity; ATP binding.